AUGAGCAGCAGCAAGCCCGGAAGUGCCGAAGCGGCUGCUGAGAAGUUGUACGAGGAGAGAAUGGAGGAAGAAUAUGCCAAGCGGGAGGGAGGUGCUUAG
Molecule: messenger RNA, 99 nt
Organism: Ramularia collo-cygni
Lineage: Eukaryota; Fungi; Ascomycota; Dothideomycetes; Mycosphaerellales; Mycosphaerellaceae
Exons: 2
Coding region: 1-99 (32 amino acids)
Source: RefSeq, a predicted model, not a curated record